Asterias rubens (European starfish) is the source of this 970-nucleotide messenger RNA. RefSeq names its product coiled-coil domain-containing protein 174-like. Lineage: Eukaryota; Metazoa; Echinodermata; Asteroidea; Forcipulatida; Asteriidae. The record is from RefSeq and is a predicted model, not a curated record. The transcript has 5 exons. Bases 228 to 572 code for a protein of 114 amino acids. Gene Ontology annotation, cellular component: nucleus.
GUUGCAAACGCUUUUCAAAGACCAACUCGACCGAUCCAAGGCAACGUGUUCCUUUAAUCAAUGUGAUCACUUUCUUCUUUUGCAGCUUGUGGGUUUGAAGGCGGAGUUAUUCCGGAAACAAGAGGCACUCAGGAAAGAACGACUUCAACAGAAUUCUACUACAGUCAAGGCUAAACCUGUUCCUAAGGGUGGACUAUGUGGACACCUUAGGACGCUCCAGACGCUGUAUGAAGAAAGAUCUUCUUGAGCGCAUCAACAUGGAUAAACGUCUUAAUCCUCAGGCGUUUAGGGAGAAGGACCACAGAGAGAAAUCUAUGAAGCAAGAAUCACUGCCAGAUCUUCUCUCUAGCGACAUGCAUCGGGAGAUGAUGAGGAAGAAAUGGGAGGCAGAGGAGGAAGAAAUGAGGAGCCGAGGUCCUGGGCCUCUUCACGACCAGAACAUCAAGUUUGAUGAGGUGAGAGAGAUGGGUGUCGGCUGCUUUGACUUCUCAAAGGAUGAGGGAGAGAGACAGAGUCAGAUGGAGAUGUUGAGUCAUCUUAGAGACGAGAAGAGUCGCAAUGGGACAGGGUGAAGAAGCAAGUACAUGAAGAGCGCCCUCAAGAGUUUGCUCCUCCACAGCAGUACAACUGGAUGAUGCCAUCGAUGAGACAAACUCCAAAGAAGAAGAGCAAGUUUGCGUCCACAGAAAGUUGCGACGACACGCUUAACACGUCAAAACAGCCGCAGGAGUUCGCUCCUCCUAGUAAUUCUGCAAAGUGGAACAUGAGACAGGGUUUGUCUGCAAGUACUUCGUUAGAGGCCAAGAAAUCUAAGGAUCAAGGCAGCAGGCUGGGGAAUCGAACCAAGAACCGCAAAGAACUGGAGAAGAUUUCUGCCGUGGAGGUAGCCUGAUCGUCUGACGUCAUUCUUCAAGGCUCGUGAAUAACACCAGAGAGCGGCCAAAAACCGGCGUGUAGUUGACCUCUGACC